UCAGAAGGAGUUUGUCCGGUUCCUGCUGGCAACACCCCCCAAGUCCGAGCUGCGCUGUCAGUGACUCCUGUCUGUGCCAGUGUGCCAACCUGCCAGGGGUGAAGAUGCUGCGCUCCAGCGCAGGGGGAGCGUCCCUGAAAGGCUGCGACUCUGAGGACCCAUCAGGCCUUCAAGCUAAUCUGGAAGGUGCCAGCCUGAAAGGAGUGGCCAUGGAGGGCAGUCAGAUGACAGGAAUUACCCUCCGAGUUGCAAAGUCAGCUGGGAAUUUGGGGGAUUGCUGGCUUUUGGCUGACCUCUCCAGCUUCAGCCUACAAUGGAGUUCAGGUUGUGACCUCCAGGAAGCCAAUUUGAGGGGCUCUGAUGUGAAAGGAGCCAUCUUUGAAGAGAUGCUGACCCCCCUGCACAUGUCCCAGAGCGUCAGAUAGGGAAGAGAAGACGUCGAAGAGGAAGGAUUCCAAACAUUUGUUGUGAUUUUCUUCACCUCCUCCCCUUCCUGAGUUAGAAGGAACGGUUAUUAGACAACUUCCAUUUGCAGUAGUGCCUAAGUAGACUCUUUCUGAUCACUUUUGGGGAGGGAGUUUUUGUUUCAGAGGUGGAAACAUGAGGUUUCUCCCUUUGUGAAGAGAGUGAGGAAGUGGGCUGGUUCUGAAACCAGAAAGUGGGGCUGGUUUGGGGGGGAGGGUUCAAGACUUUCAUUGUUUAGCAUUGCCUGACUUUGGAGUGCAUUUUAAUUUCUAAAGCACAAUAUAUGCAAUUCUAUUUGUUAAGUCUGUAGCUGCAAUAUGAAUAGAAAAUGUUAUUGCUGUAUAGUAGCAAACAAAGUGGAGGUUUCCAGGUAGA
This is a messenger RNA of Pipra filicauda (Wire-tailed manakin), 840 nucleotides long. RefSeq names its product BTB/POZ domain-containing protein KCTD9-like. Bases 105 to 425 code for a protein of 106 amino acids. Lineage: Eukaryota; Metazoa; Chordata; Aves; Passeriformes; Pipridae. The transcript is spliced from 5 exons. The record is from RefSeq and is a predicted model, not a curated record.